Messenger RNA from Zootermopsis nevadensis, 873 nucleotides. It is a transcript of the gene Dpm1, whose product is annotated as Dolichyl-phosphate mannosyltransferase subunit 1. Gene Ontology annotation, biological process: dolichol-linked oligosaccharide biosynthetic process; GPI anchor biosynthetic process; protein O-linked glycosylation via mannose. Gene Ontology annotation, cellular component: endoplasmic reticulum membrane. Gene Ontology annotation, molecular function: dolichyl-phosphate beta-D-mannosyltransferase activity. NCBI's taxonomy places the organism in Eukaryota, Metazoa, Arthropoda, Insecta, Blattodea, Termopsidae. The record is from RefSeq and is a predicted model, not a curated record.
CUGCUCCACCAAUCACAAAGCAAGUGAAACGUAGGUUAUGAAUUUUUGACAAAGAACAAUAUGACGGUAGAUAAUGGCAGUGGUGCAGAGAAUAAAGAUAAAUAUUCAAUUCUUUUGCCUACUUACAAUGAGCAUGACAAUCUACCAAUUAUCGUUUGGUUGAUAGUGAAUUAUAUGGACAAAAGUGAUUAUGACUAUGAAAUAAUCAUUAUUGAUGAUGGGAGCCCAGAUGGAACACUGGAAGUUGGAAAGCAACUUCAAAAAAUCUAUGGCGGUGAGAAAAUUGUCCUACGCCCCAGAGAAAAGAAGCUUGGUCUGGGAACAGCUUACAUUCAUGGCAUCAAACAUGCAAUUGGAAAUUUCAUUCUAAUAAUGGAUGCAGAUCUCUCACAUCAUCCAAAAUUUAUCCCAGAAUUUAUCAAAAAGCAGAAAUCUGGGAACUUUGAUGUCGUUUCUGGAACACGGUACAUUGGUUCAGGUGGAGUAUUUGGCUGGGAUUUAAAGCGAAAACUGGUCAGCCGUGGAGCAAACUUCUUAACACAGCUGUUAUUGCGACCUGGAGCUUCAGAUCUCACAGGCAGUUUCAGGCUGUACAAGAAGGAUGUGCUGCAAAAGUUAAUUGAAACGUGUGUUUCCAAAGGUUAUGUCUUCCAAAUGGAAAUGAUAAUUCGAGCACGGCAACAUGGAUACACCAUUGGCGAGGUACCAAUAACCUUUGUUGAUAGAGUUUAUGGGGAGUCAAAAUUAGGAGGUUCAGAGAUACUCCAGUUUGCAAGAGGUCUUCUCUAUCUGUUUGCAACAACAUAAUUGUAAAAUUAUGUGCAAAAUAUUCAGAGCUGUAUAUUUUAAAUAAUUAUAAGUAAUGUAUAUUUA